AUGGAGGACGAGCGGACUUGCGCCGCCGACGCGGAGGAAGGGGAGGCGCCCAUUGAUGCGGGCACAGUGGCUUUGGGCAGCGGGGCUGGGGGUUCGCGGAAGCGGAACUGUUGCUGUUGCUCCUCCUCCUCCUCCUCCUGGCAGGUGCAAGCGGUGCUGAGGGACGCCCAUGUGCAAGCGGUGCUGAGGGAUGCCCAUGUGCAAGCGGUCCUGAAGGACGCCCAUGUGGACCUCGCAGCUGCAAGGCAGAGAAGGAAGGGCGUGGUGGUGGCUGUGGAUGGCGCGGUGGAGAAACUAAGAGAAACACUUAGAGCCAUGCCGGAUGGCGAGCAGGUGACAGCGGACUUGGCUCUGCCAUACGUGGAGGCGCUGGUGGGGGCGGAGGGCGUGAGGAGCCUCGCCUUCACCUUCCACCGCCCCUCGCACAUGCAUGUUGUCGGCAGCUUCGCCCACUCCGCCUCUCAUGCCGCCUCCCACCCUGCAUCGCACACGCAUGUGGGCGCUGAUGGUGGUGAUGAGGUUGGGGUGCGUGUGCUGCAAGUACGUGCUGAACCGCCACGCUACUACUCUGCUCGUCAUGUCACAUGCAUGCAUGCAUGCACUGUGCUGCGUCCGCUCACGCACUCCUCGAUCAUCAUCACCCUAACCCCCCUUGUGCAGGUGUGCUUCCGGGAAAAGGACAUGUUGAACCACCGCUACUUCGCUUGCCGGGCGCUGUACUUCGCCACGCUAGCACGCCACCUGGCGGCGUGCGAUUGGGUGGCGGCGGUGGAGUGGAGCACUCUGAGGAAUGACAUGUGCAAGCCCCUCCUCCUUGUCAUCCCCCGUGAGCUGAUUGCCAUGUCUUGCCGUGCAGUGCCAUGCCAUGCCAUGCCAUGGCACGGGCAGCACAGGCACAGGCAGCAACAGGCAGCAACGGGCAGCACAGGCACGGGCAGCAACAGGCAGCAACGGGCAGCACAGGCACAGGCAGCAACGGGUGGCAACAGGCAGCAUAGGCACGGGCAGCAACAGGCAGCACAGGCACGGGCAGCAACGGGCAGCAACAGGCAGCACAGGCACGGGCAGCAACGGGCGGCAGCGGGCAGCACAGGCACGGGCAGCAACGGGCGGCAACGGGCAGCACAGGCACGGGCAGCAACGGGCGGCAACGGGCUGCACAGGCUCGGGCAGCAACAGGCGGCAACGGGCAGCACAGGCACGGGCAGCAACGGGCGGCAACGGGCAGCACAGGCACAGGCAGCAACAGGCAGCAACGGGCAGCACAGGCACGGGCAGCAACAGGCAGCAACGGGCAGCACAGGCACAGGCAGCAACGGGCGGCAACAGGCAGCACAGGCACGGGCAGCAACAGGCAGCACAGGCACGGGCAGCAACGGGCGGCAACAGGCAGCACAGGCACGGGCAGCAACGGGCGGCAACGGGCAGCACAGGCACGGGCAGCAACGGGCGGCAACGGGCAGCACAGGCACAGGCAGCAACGGGCAGCAAUGGGCAGCACAGGCACAGGCAGCAACAGGCAGCAACGGGCAGCACAGGCACGGGCAGCAACAGGCAGCACAGGCACGGGCAGCAACGGGCGGCAACAGGCAGCACAGGCACGGGCAGCAACGGGCGGCAACGGGCAGCACAGGCAGGCAGCCGUACCGAGUCCAGGAGCGGCGGCGCAUACAGCUGUAA
Messenger RNA from Closterium sp. NIES-65, 1680 nucleotides. The record is from the annotation of a GenBank genome assembly. Lineage: Eukaryota; Viridiplantae; Streptophyta; Zygnematophyceae; Desmidiales; Closteriaceae.